GGAGCGGCGGGCAGCACGAGGGCCUUGGAGACUUUGGCGCAGAAUGCCACGGGUGGUGCGUGCUCGGGGCCGGGGCUAGGGGAGGCCGAUGGUCAGAGCCCGCUGGGCACAGAACCAUCCCUGGCAGCCCCUUCCCGCUGGCCGCGCUAGCGAGCGCGCUGCUCGGUGAUAAGUCUGUCCUGCGAUGGCCACCGUAGGACGUCCUGGUGGGAAGAGGGUGGUGACGCUCCGGCUGUCCCACAAUCCACCGCGCAGCCUGUUUCCCCACUCCGGCCGUGGUGCCCGCCGGCCCCAGCAGGUGGCGCUGUCCCGGGAGCGGAUGGCUGGUGCCCGUGACUCCCAGCAUCCCCCGCUCCUCCGCCUCCCCGGCAGGGGCGGGGCUGAGGGAGAGAGUGCCACGUCCCUAGUGCGGCGCUUUGUGAGGGGAGCAGCGCCGCCUCCUCCGCCGGCCCGAGCCAUGGGUGCCUCGCAGAGCGUGGAGAUCCCCGGCGGAGGCACCGAGGGCUACCACGUCCUGCGGGUACAAGAAAAUUCACCAGGACAUAGGGCUGGACUGGAGCCAUUCUUUGAUUUUAUUGUUUCUAUUAAUGAUUCAAGAUUGAAUAAAGACAAUGACACACUCAAGGAUCUCUUGAAAGCAAAUGUUGAAAAGCCUGUAAAAAUGCAAGUGUACAGUAGCAAAACGCUGGAACUGAGAGAAACAUCAGUAACUCCCAGUAAUAUGUGGGGUGGACAGGGCCUGCUGGGAGUGAGUAUUCGUUUCUGCAGUUUUGAUGGAGCCAAUGAAAAUGUAUGGCAUGUAUUGGAAGUCGAAUCAAAUUCUCCUGCUGCACUAGCAGGUCUUAGACCACAUAGUGACUAUGUCAUCGGAGCAGAUACUGUCAUGAAUGAGUCUGAAGAUCUGUUCUCUCUUAUUGAAACACACGAAGGAAAACCAUUAAAACUUUAUGUGUACAACACAGACACGGAUAAUUGUCGAGAGGUGAUUAUUACCCCCAAUUCUGCAUGGGGUGGAGAAGGCAGCCUAGGAUGUGGCAUUGGCUAUGGGUAUUUACAUCGGAUACCUACACGUCCAUUUGAAGAGGGAAAGAAAAUUUCUCUCCCUGGGCAAUUGCAUAGUGCACCCAUCAGUCCACUCAAAGAUGGAUUUACAGAGGUUCAGCUGUCUUCAGUUAAUCCCCCAUCCACAUUACCGUCUGGAACAACAGGAAUUGAACAGGGUCUGUCAGGACUGUCCAUUAGUUCAACCCCUACUACGGUCAGUAGUGUUCUCAAUACAGGUGUCCCAACUGUACCAUUAUUGCCACCACAAGUAAAUCAGUCCCUCGGUUCAGUGCCACCAGUUAACCCAGCAACUACAUUACCAGGUCUGAUGUCAUUACCGACUGGACUUCCUAACCUGACCAGUCUUUCCAGUCUGAAUUUACCUGCACCACCCAUCAUUCCUGGUGCUGGAUUGUCAGAAAUCCUACAUCCUGGUUUGCCACCGCUUCCUUCCUUGCCACCUCUAAAUCUAUCUGGAAUAACUCCUCUCCCAAUGCCACCUGAGUUUCUUGCACAAUUUCCUUUGGUCACAGAGGUAUCUACUCCACCUACAGAUCAGCUUCCCCAUAGCACUACUGUAAGUGUAGAACAAACCUCUGCACUCACCUUGGAUACUGCUGUCCCCACCUCUAAGGCAACUCCUCUUGAUGACCGAUCAAAUGAAUCUACUACAGUAAAUGAAAAACCAUCCACGGUCACAGCUGUACAUACUUCAGAAUCAUCAUAACUUCAAAUCAUUCUGUUGGAGUGUCUUGGUAAAUUUAGCCAUGGGAUGCAUAUUUGAAGGCGCAAACUACCAUUAAUUUCAUAUUUGUUUGUACUUUAUCUGUAGGAGUCCUGUAAAUAAUACUGAGGAUAAAAAAUAAAUAAAAGGAAAUGGGAUUUAAACUGUGUACUGAAUGGGAGGGAAAGAAAAAGGCUUGUAUUUAAACAACCCAAAAGAAGCAUCAUGGUAGUAAAACAGACUUCCACUGCCAAACUUGCAGGUUUAACAGGCUGACAGUCUGCUAGCCUCCCCAACUUUUGCUUCUGUUAGAAAUGAACCAGGUUUUGAGACAAUUACAUACCAGAUUUCUUGUUCUUUACAAGUAUGGAAAUCUUGUGUCUAUGGCGGGGUGGGGGUGUAGGGGGGAGUGUUUACUUUUGUUUUAGUUGUAAAUUUUAGUAUUACAAAACUUCCAACUAAAAAUGUUUUAUUAAAGUUACUGAAUGAUCUGUCAAUUGAGCAUCUUUUUAUUCAGCUUGUGUACAGAUCUUUAUCUUACUCUUUUAAGAAAAAAUAGUCGGCAACAUUUUGUAACUGCUGCUGAAUUGCUUUACACCCCCACUGUAUAAUGGUCUUUAGAAGAAAAUGAAUGUUAAAUGUUGCACAGUUUUAAACCAGAAGGUGGCACUUUGACUAUUGUAAGAUAAGUUACAUAGAGGAAAACAUACAUACAGCAAUAAAGUCCUGGAAUUUUAUUCUGAGA
Messenger RNA from Dermochelys coriacea (leatherback sea turtle), 2513 nucleotides. RefSeq names its product golgi reassembly stacking protein 2 (gene GORASP2). The transcript is spliced from 10 exons. The record is from RefSeq and is a predicted model, not a curated record. Gene Ontology annotation, molecular function: protein binding. Lineage: Eukaryota; Metazoa; Chordata; Testudines; Dermochelyidae. Gene Ontology annotation, biological process: Golgi organization. Gene Ontology annotation, cellular component: Golgi apparatus. Bases 185 to 1771 code for a protein of 528 amino acids.